Molecule: messenger RNA, 689 nt
Organism: Strongylus vulgaris
Lineage: Eukaryota; Metazoa; Nematoda; Chromadorea; Rhabditida; Strongylidae
Source: the annotation of a GenBank genome assembly
AUGGAAGAACUGGAGGAGGUACUCCGUAGUAGUGAAGAGGAAAGGAGACGGCUCGAGGAAGAGCGAGCCAAAGAAGAGGAACUUUUGUCCAAAGCUCUUGCCAUAACAGAUGGGGCACAGGCCGAAGCAGUUGGAAAAUCAAGCUCAGUUGGUACUGCUGAUACAUCCGCUACUGAAGCAGAUGGACAGACGAGAAAUGCACAACUUGCUAAUGACGCUGAAAAGGCUACCGCAAAACAAGUCCGUGAGAAUUCUGAAGCAAAACCGACAAGAGCAGCUUCUGCUAAGAGGGAGAAACGCGAUGGUUUUGAAGAAGAAGUUAUUUUCAGGGAAGGCCGUCCGCCUACUUCGAAGAGACCAAGUUCACAGGAGAGAAGGGCUUCACUGAAAAGCGCCACUAAGGAGGGGAAGCCAUCCACAGAAGGGAGAAAACGAAAAGAUGAAACAGGGAAAAAGACUGCAUCUGAAGAAGAAGAGCAAGGACUUAUGCAAGGACCGAGGACAAAGAAUGUUUACGAUGUCAAUGCUCUUCUACAAGAACCGUCUCGACUUAAUUCCGCUACAGUUCGAAGUCGAGAGGAGUAUCUGCGAAUGCAAAGAGAUCGUCUUCUUGCCAUGAAAGCAUCUGAAAGGGAAAAACAGAUGAAUGUAGGUGAACGUGCAUCAAAAUUCAUCGAUUUAUUGUAACU